AUGAGCACACAGAUACCCGGAGUACCCCCGCAGGAACAGAAGAGCCUGCCUUCGGACACGCCCGGGAAGGGCAAGACGACGAUGCACAAGAUCAUGGAGGUGGGAACGGGCAUGAUGCAGAGCUUCGCGCCCGUCAAGCAGAUUGACAUGCACCUCUCGGGCUUCGCCUUCUACAAUGGCCAGCUGGAUCGGCAGGUUGAGUUGCACCACUACUGCAGCCGAGUCAACGACGAGGUCACGCAGUGCGCGGUCUAUGAGAGCGACAAGUCCGACGCCCGCCUCCUUGGCGUUGAGUACGUGAUCAGCGAGCGCCUGUUCAGGUCGCUCCCGGAGGAGGAGCAGAUCUACUGGCACAGCCACGCCACUGACAUCAAGAGUGCAAGCUUCAUCGCUCCCGGUUUGCCUGAGACCAUGCAGCGGCCGCUUGCACAGGAGCUGGCAAACACCUACGGCAAGACCUUCUUGAUGUGGCAGGUGGACAGGGGCGACGUCCUCCCUCUCGGACCUCCUCAGUUGAUGAUGGUCUGCACGCGCACAGAGCAGUGGAAGCCGGAGCUGUUUGCCCACAGGGACCAGAGGCUCGGCGUUGACUCUGAGAAGAUUCGUGAGGCGAGGAAGGACCUCGAUGCCCAUCCCGUGCAAGGCCUGGCCGACCACUGGACCACGCGUCCGCCCCUCCAGUGCUGCGUCACCCCGGUCAACAAGUGA
Messenger RNA from Acanthamoeba castellanii str. Neff, 708 nucleotides. Its product is annotated as DUF1264 domain protein. The transcript is spliced from 5 exons. NCBI's taxonomy places the organism in Eukaryota, Discosea, Longamoebia, Acanthamoebidae. The coding region runs from base 1 to 708 and encodes 235 amino acids. The record is from RefSeq and is a predicted model, not a curated record.